Messenger RNA from Schistosoma rodhaini, 1698 nucleotides. The record is from the annotation of a GenBank genome assembly. Lineage: Eukaryota; Metazoa; Platyhelminthes; Trematoda; Strigeidida; Schistosomatidae.
AUGCAACAAUCAGUACUUCAUAACUUAUCUCAUUGUGAAAGAGAAAAGAUAUUCAUACAGAAUUACUUAUCUACUCAAUCAACAAACCCUAUAUUUUAUGCAUUUAAUAGUCAAGCUGCAAAAAAUGCAGUACAUUUUGCAACAAAUCUUAAUGAAGAUAAUAAUACAUCAUUAUCAAAGAUACUACUUAUUGAUAGUUAUGUUAAUAUAUCAACCGGUGUGAUUUCAUCCAAUUUACUUAAUCAAAUUUGUGGUCCAUAUCCAACAUUUUCCGAACUAUACAAUGAUACAUUUGACUAUGUUGUACAUACUUAUCUAUUACCUAUACUAAUGAUUUUUGUUUUAAUCACUAAUUUUUUUGUAUGUCUAGUCUUUAGUAAACCACAAAUGAGAUCUCCUGUUUUUUUCUUAUUAUUUCUUAUUGGUAUUGUGGAAUUGACAAAUUGUUGUUUACCUUUACCAAUGUAUAUUGCUCAAAGUGUUUACAAACGAACUGCAUGGUGGACUAAUCUACCAAUUAAAAAUUUUACAAUUGCUAAGAAUUUACUUAAUAACACAUAUUGGGAAUUAGCUCCAAAUGAUUAUUAUCAAACUAGUGAUAAUAUGAUUGCUAGUGAAGCAUCCGCAUGGUCAACAGUAUUUCUUCCAACUAUAACUCAUACAAUAUCAGUAUGGUUAACAGUUACUUUAGCUUUACAACGUGUAAUACAUUUAACAGCAUUUAAUUUGACAUCAAAAAUAUGCAAUUUAUCUUCUACCGGAAAAAUAUUUAUCAUAAUAUCAUGUCUGGCUAUUAUUUUACACUGGCCUUUAUUAUCUUCAAGAUUUAUAUUAUUUCAUCCAAUUCAACUGAAAUCAUCUAUAACUGAAGAUAGUUUACAUAUAAAUCAAAGAGCUAAUUCAGUUCAAUGUCUAUGGAACAUUGUAUGUAAUUUACCUAAUAUUGUAAUGAAAUGUCAUUUAAUUCAACCAGUAUAUAUGAUAUUCUAUUUCUAUGCCAGAAUUAUAUUAAUCCAUAUUUUACCAUGUGGAAUACUUAUUGUAUUGACUAUAAUACUUGUUAUAAAAAUGCAUAGUAUCAUCAAACUACGUAAACGUCUUGGUUUAAAACAAACUAAUGAUACUUCUAGUUUAAAUCAUUGUAAAUGUAAACUAUUCUGUUGCAUUGGUAAAAGAUUUAAUUCGAAGGAUCCUAUCACCGAUAUCCAUAAUUUUAAUAAUACCAUAUAUACAUUGACUGCUAAAAAAUCCUCUAUCAAUCCUCAAGCAAUAUCUCGUAUGCUUAUUGUAGUUUUAAUAAAAUUUAUAGCAAUGCAUUUACCAAAUGCUAUUGUUUUAACUAUAUAUGUAUUAAGAAAAAUGUGGAAAGUUGACAAUUCAACACAAACUAACAAUGAAGAUACCUUGAUUGAGACGACAACAACAAAAGAAAUAAUUCAAGAAUUGAAUUAUAAUGAUAAACAAAUUCCUUUUACAUUGCCAUAUAAUAAUGAUACAAUGAAUACAACAAUUAAUCUUUCAGAAACGAAUCAUACACUUAUUGAUGAUUAUUUAGGUAAAGCUGUUAUAUUAUGUAAUCUUGUUAUCUUGGUAUCAUAUCAAUUAAAUUUUAUCAUCUAUUAUGUAAUGUCUACACAAUUUAAAGAGACAUUUAACAAUUUAUGUUUUAUUAAAUAUUUCAUUUUGAAUAGGGAUUAA